GCUUCAUUCAUUAAUAACAUUCAUUCAUUCGCACCUGCUUAACAACGACUAUAACAAAGUGAACAAACACAAAUAAAAACAACUCUAAACAAAUCUAAAUCUAAAGAGUUCUAAAUCUAAAACAACCAAAACCAAACUUAUGUAAUUCAUUCAACGAGAUAUGAUCUCAUUUUGAAAUAUAAACGAAGUUAACUCGACCCAGAGGUUAAUAUAACAAACCAACCAUUGAGCAACUUCUUCAUCCACAAGGAAGAAAAAUCAGCAAAACCACCAACAAUGGCGCCAUCACCCACACAGCAGGCGGAAGAAGAUGGCGAAGACGACUACAUGAACAUGACCUUCGGCGCCGAGGAGCCGCCCAAAACCGUAGAAACCUCACUACAGCGGCGCCAGCGUCUGCGGCGCGAAGGCGAGAUCAAGGGGCGCGUGCUCUCGAAAGCGGAGCAGGAAGCCGCCGCGCGCCAGGAGCGCGAGGAAGCGCUCUCGCGGUCGAUGCUCGACGAGGCGCGGGCGAAGAAGAGCAAGGGGUUCGCGAUGAUGGCGAAGAUGGGCUUCAAGGGCGGCGCUCUGGGGAGCAAUAGCGCUGGCGUUGCUACCGACGGUGAUGGUGGUGAGGGCGGGCUUCUCGAACCCUUGCGUCCGGAGAUGAAGGAGGACAGGAGCGGGAUCGGGCUGGACUCGGAGCGUAAGAGGAAGCUCAAUGAGGCGGCGGCGACGCAGCAGAAGAAGGUCAAGGCGGAUGAGUACGAGUUCCGCGACCGCGUGAGGAGGGAGCGCGAGCUGGCGAGGCUGGAGAGGCAGUUUUGGGCGGGGAUGAAGGUUUGUGAGCGGAUGGAUGAGGAAGGGGGAGGAGGAGGAAGCGAUAGUGCGAAGGAAUCUGACGACGACGACGACGACGAUGAUGAUGAUGAUAAAACGGACGAGGUGCCGACCAAAAAGAAUAAGAGGACGCUGUCCACGCGACCGCUGGUGUCCAUCCCCGUGGUUUGGCGGGGGCUGAUCCGGAAGCGAGAGGAAGCAGAGCGGGACCGCCGGAUGCGCUACGACCUAGAGCAGAGCAGCCUGCCGCGCUUACCCACGUACGUGGACGAUCUGGAAGACGAGGACGACAAGAAGGCGAUGGGGAAGACGGUCACGGCGUACGUGCCCGUCGAGGACCUCGAGGAAGAAGAUCCGGAGCUGGAGGAGUUCAACGCGCUGGAGGUUGAGGAGAGGUUGAGGAGGCUGGUGGCGUAUCUGAGGAAGGAACAUAAUUAUUGCUUUUGGUGUAAGUGUAGUUAUCCGGAUGAGACUAUGGAAGGGUGUCCGGGUUUGACGGAGGAGGAUCACGAUUAGGGGAGUGGUAGAAUUGCGACUACCUUACCCUCCCGUUCCUGCAAUACAUUCUUAUAAUUUUACUUGGCAUAUAUACUAUACCUAUAUACAUAUUACGAAAGGGUCUUGGUGCUCGAUGCAAAUAUAUCCAAAUAUUCAUACCUGGAUACUAUAAUAUACUACGAUCACACCGAA
Molecule: messenger RNA, 1509 nt
Organism: Hypoxylon fragiforme
Lineage: Eukaryota; Fungi; Ascomycota; Sordariomycetes; Xylariales; Hypoxylaceae
Exons: 1
Coding region: 277-1335 (352 amino acids)
Cellular component (GO): kinetochore
Molecular function (GO): nucleic acid binding
Source: RefSeq, a predicted model, not a curated record